AUGGCCGAAUCCAAUCGACAAUCACCCACCCACAACAACAACAACCAUGGCACUAAGCCCGAAAUGAGCGCAGCCAGCAAUGGGUCUGCCAAAAAAGACCAAGAAAAUCCAGAAGAACAGCCGCUCAUCGAAGAUGGGGUAGCUCCAGCUGUAUCCCCCACCAGUGACAGCAAAAACGGUAGCAUCAGGUCCAAACUGAAACUAGCUAACAUCUAUGCCAACCCCAUACCAAGCCACGAGUCAGAAAACGGUUCGUUGGACGACAAACCAGUACUGCACGUUCAGUUCAACAGCGAAAACAACAGUAACACCUCCGUCAUGAAACAGCAGCCUCCCAUCGCAGCUUCAAGCUUAUCUUCAAGCUCAUCCUCCUCUUCUUCUUCCUCCUCUAGCGAAUCCAUCGACAUCUCCGAAGCCAGACCACCAGACGGUGGCUGGGGUUGGGUCAUAGUCUUCGCCUCCUUCAUAGUCAAUCUCAUAGCUGACGGCAUCACUUUCAGCUUCGGGGUGAUUUUCGUCGAGUUCUUGAAUUAUUUCGGGGAAAACAGAGGCACUACCGCUUGGGUAGGGGGGCUCUUCAUGGCCAUGCCUCUGCUGUCAGGGCCAGUAGCCUCCUUCUUGACCGACCGAUACGGUUGCCGGCGAGUGACCAUUUGCGGGGCUCUAAUGGCAUCGGCAGGUUUCAUCAUAAGUUCUCGAGCUAAUUCCAUGACAGUGCUUUGCAUCACUUUCGGUAUUCUAUCUGGGUUCGGCUUGAGCCUUUGCUAUGUAGCCUCGGUGGUUAUAGUGGCUUACUACUUUGAUAAGAGGAGGUCUUUUGCUACAGGUCUGGCUGUUUGCGGUAGCGGCAUAGGGACUUUUAUUUUCGCGCCUUUGAUACAGAUACUUCUGGACGAGUAUGGCUGGAGGGGGACGACUUUGAUCCUGGCAGGGCUCUUUUUGAAUCUGGUCGUUUGUGGUUGUCUGAUGAGAGAUCUUCCAUGGACGUCGGAGAAAUUGAAAUCGCAAGCUAAAGAGAGGAAGCGUACAAGACACCUCAAACGGAAGAACAGAGGGUCAUCAGUCGAUUCGUGUUCCAUAAGUAACAGUACUAAUACGCCAAGCGUGCUUCAGCCUAUAGCGGAAGCUGCACAGGAAGAGGAAAAUGCUACGAUUGAAGACAAGCUCUACAGUUCCUUGGUGAAUUUGCCUACGUACGUUAAGAACGGAGAAAAAGUGCCUAUGGAAGUUUUAGAGCUACUUUCAACUCACAAGAACGUUUACAACGUACUGUUGCUGAACUACCCGAAUCUAUUGACUCCUUCGAGAAGCUUCAGCGACUCCGGGAGGCUUCACGAAGGUUACCUAGCCUCCAAGCACGCAGCCACGCAAUCUCAGUUGUCUCCUCCUGCAGCUAACAGCGAAGACCCCAGCAAAGCCAACGCCAACGACAUCGCUUACAUGUGGCUGCUGAAGAAAGGCCAGACGAAUGCUUCCCGAGCAACUCCUCCCAAGAAGACGACCACAGCCUAUCUGAGGGACCUUAGGAUACACAGGCUCUCGGUGACGUACAGGGGGGCCAUGCUGAACAUACACAGGUAUCGGCUGAGGGCCAGUUCUUGCCCUGACAUCUACAAGAACUCGAUGACUACCAUAGCGAAAGAGAAGGUGCAGUGGUACGCGGGACUGUGGGACUUGUGGGAUCUGCUGGUGGAUAUGUUCGAUUUUUCUCAUUUCGCUGAUCCCAAGUUCCUCGUGUUCGCGAUGUCGAAUUUUCUGUUGUACACUUGGUACGACGUGCCGUAUGUGUACUUGACGGACUAUGCCAGGGAGAAUAAGUAUUCGGAGAAGGACGCCUCGUUGUUGAUAUCGAUCAUCGGGAUCGUCAAUAUGGUGGGAGAGAUAAUCCUCGGAUGGGCAGGCGACAGAUCGUGGGCGAACGCGGGCAUAAUCUACGCGGGCUGCAUGGGCCUUUGCGGGGCCGUGAUAGCCCUCAUCCCCGUGGUGACCGACUACGGGCUGCUGUUGUCCCUCUCAGGAGGCUUCGGCUUCUUCAUCGCCGCCAACUACUCGCUCACCUGCAUCAUCCUGGUGGAGCUGAUUUCGUUGGACAGGUUCACGAACGCCUACGGGCUGUUGUUGCUGGUGCAAGGGGUGGCCAAUCUCAUUGGUCCGCCCUUAGCAGGUUGGAUUUAUGACAUCACUAGUACCUACAACUUGUCCUUCUACCUUUCCGGUCUGUUCAUAGCAAUAUCUGGUCUCAUCCUGAUUGUUAUACCAGUUUCCAAUUACUACAAGAGAACGAUGAUGCUGAGACAGCAGAAAUCCUACGAAUCUUCCGUGAAGGAGGAAUCUCCGAAUGAAAAGGAACAUUUCGAUGGUUUGCGUGAAUCUGUGGAGGUCAGCAACGAAAUGCGUAAGGAAUUGGUGAAAUCCUCCAGCGGCACCAAUUCUGCCAACAGAGACGGCAACAGCGAGAAACAGCUCGAGAAGAACAGCCCGAACAGGGCGCUGUUUAUCAUCAGCAUCGUGUAG
Phaedon cochleariae (mustard beetle) is the source of this 2514-nucleotide messenger RNA. The record is from the annotation of a GenBank genome assembly. NCBI's taxonomy places the organism in Eukaryota, Metazoa, Arthropoda, Insecta, Coleoptera, Chrysomelidae.